CAACAAUCCAAACCCAACCAUCUUGUUGCGCGCCAGCUUUCUUCCCGGAUGGCUCCACCGGGGACGGCGCCGCCUCCUGUCGCCCGCGCUCCGUCAGGCCCGGCCCACGCGUCUGAGCGAGCCGUCAGCCCGCCAGCGCCCAGGCUCCGCCGACCCCGGGCACCGCGCUCCGCGCCGCGCGCAGCCCCUCGGGAAGGGAGGGAAGCGAGCAGCCCGGGACCCUCCCCUCCUCCAGGCGCACCGCGGGCGGUGGCAAUUAUUGGUGGCGGUUGUUGACACCGGAAGGACUCCCGCCUCACCUCACCCACAGCCCCCCACCCCCACCCAGGGACAGGCGAGACUCGGGAGACGGAACAAAGGCGAAGCCCGGCCGAGGGGGCGGGCCGAGGUGCCGGGAGAGGAGGGCGCUGGGGCGGGGCACGGCUGGCGCCGCGAGUCCAUUUUGCCGCCGUGCCCAGCCGGUAACGCGCGGUCCGCCGGCUGGAGGACAGGCGGCCGCGCGGCUCCAGGUGGGGCCCCUCCCGCGGCCCCCCGAGUAGCCUCGUUUGAUUGUCAAUCACAAAGUGAGAAAAAAAACAAAAACCUGAUUGCUUUGUCCUGGGAAAUAGUAACCCUGACGAAUACACCUGCCCGCAGGGGACAGAGGAUGUGAUGGAGCUGCUUGAAGAAGAUCUCACGUGCCCAAUUUGUUGCAGUCUGUUCGAUGAUCCGCGAGUUUUGCCUUGCUCACACAACUUUUGCAAAAAAUGCUUAGAAGGGAUCUUAGAGGGGACUGUGCGGAAUUCCUUGUGGAGAUCCUCUCCAUUCAAGUGCCCUACAUGCCGUAAGGAAACUUCAGCUACUGGAGUCAAUAGCCUGCAGGUUAAUUACUCCCUGAAGGGUAUUGUAGAAAAGUAUAACAAGAUCAAAAUCUCUCCCAAAAUGCCGGUGUGCAAAGGACACUUGGGGCAGCCUCUCAACAUUUUCUGCCUGACUGAUAUGCAACUGAUUUGUGGGAUCUGUGCUACUCGUGGUGACCACACCAAGCAUGUCUUCUGUUCUAUUGAAGAUGCCUAUGCUCAGGAAAGAGAUGCCUUUGAGUCCCUCUUCCAGAGCUUUGAGACCUGGCGUCGGGGAGAUGCUCUUUCUCGCUUGGAUACCUUGGAAACUAGCAAAAGGAAAUCUCUACAGUUACUGACUAAAGAUUCAGAUAAAGUAAAGGAGUUUUUUGAGAAGUUACAACAUACAUUAGAUCAAAAAAAGAAUGAAAUCCUGUCUGACUUUGAGACCAUGAAACUUGCAGUUAUGCAAGCCUAUGACCCAGAGAUCAACAAACUCAACACCAUCUUGCAGGAACAACGAAUGGCCUUUAACAUUGCUGAGGCUUUCAAAGACGUGUCAGAACCCAUCAUAUUUCUGCAACAGAUGCAGGAGUUCAGGGAGAAAAUAAAAGUAAUCAAGGAAACUCCUUUACCUCCCUCCAAUUUGCCCACAAGCCCUUUAAUGAAGAACUUUGAUACCAGCCAGUGGGAAGACAUAAAACUAGUAGAUGUGGAUAAACUUUCUUUGCCUCAAGACACUGGCAUAUUCAUUAGCAAGAUUCCCUGGAGCUUUUAUCAGUUAUUUGUGGUAGUCAUUCUGCUUAGCUUUCUUAUUUUCUUUGGUCCCACUAUAUUCCUAGAAGGGUCUUUAUUUGAUGAAUUCACAAGUUGGAAAGACCAUCUCUCAAACUUCAGUUCCUAUCUGACUAAAUCAGCUGAUUUUGUAGAACAGUCAAUGUUUUACUGGGAACAGGUGAUGGAUGGGUUUUACAUUUUCAGUGAAAGAUUUAAGAAUUUUACUUUGGUGGUGCUGAACAAUGUGGCAGAAUUUGUGUGCAAAUAUAAACUAUUAUAAAAUCUGUUGCAAGUGUAUAGUUCUCUGUCUUUUGUUAGAAAUUUGUUAAAGAGCUGAGUGGUAGUUCAGAUUUGGUCAAGAUUUCAGUCAGGUAUCUUCCUACAAAAGUAUUCCUUUCAAAAAUAAUGUCCUAUACAUGUUGUUCAAAUUAGGUAGCAUAAAGAUAAAUGUGAGAUUUAAUACUAAGUCCUGAACCCUCCUUCCUUUUUAAAUAGUGCUUUUGUAAAACGCCUCCUACCCCCAAUAUUGGUUGUGUUCAUGCUGUGGAAAAGAGGUGAAAGAAGAGCACAUGAUCUAAUAUUAUGUAAAUGAGGUAGUGUAACAGUGAUUGUUCAUUUAAGCAUGUAAUAAAGCCUACUCUUGUAAAGCAA
Molecule: messenger RNA, 2246 nt
Organism: Mirounga angustirostris (Northern elephant seal)
Lineage: Eukaryota; Metazoa; Chordata; Mammalia; Carnivora; Phocidae
Gene: TRIM13
Product: tripartite motif containing 13
Exons: 3
Coding region: 652-1875 (407 amino acids)
Biological process (GO): positive regulation of macroautophagy; protein ubiquitination; positive regulation of canonical NF-kappaB signal transduction
Cellular component (GO): cytoplasm
Molecular function (GO): ubiquitin protein ligase activity; zinc ion binding
Source: RefSeq, a predicted model, not a curated record